This is a messenger RNA of Schizosaccharomyces octosporus yFS286, 2604 nucleotides long. Its product is annotated as ubiquitin carboxy terminal hydrolase Ubp14. Gene Ontology annotation, biological process: protein deubiquitination. The transcript has 3 exons. The coding region runs from base 161 to 2485 and encodes 774 amino acids. Gene Ontology annotation, molecular function: cysteine-type deubiquitinase activity; zinc ion binding; protein binding. NCBI's taxonomy places the organism in Eukaryota, Fungi, Ascomycota, Schizosaccharomycetes, Schizosaccharomycetales, Schizosaccharomycetaceae. The record is from RefSeq and is a predicted model, not a curated record.
UGAGAAGCCUGUUAAUAAAUAUGUUGAUAGAGUAGCAUGGUUACAAUAUGUUACUUGAAAGUAAGUUGCUGAGUGACAACUACACAUUCAUGGAAAGGCACGUAAAUAGAGGAGUUGCACUUGCACUUAACUUAUUUCAUCCAAUAUAAACAACUCAUUCAUGACUUGCAAUCAUUUAACAGAAUCGAACGUUAGUAUUCCUAAUGGAUAUCAAACUGUCUAUCGGGAAGAGUGUGUUCGAUGCUUUGUUUCUCAGGAUUCCGAAACUGGGAUUGAUCUCUGCUUAGCUUGCUUUGAAUCGGGAUGUGGACCAAACGAACACAAUCACUCAAAAAUACAUUGCGAUAGAAAACAACAUCCUAUUGUGCUGAAUAUAAGAAGAAAACUCAAACCAGAAACAUGUGAAGAACCUCUGCGGAAAGUUACUAAACUGGAAAUUCGUGAAGAAUCAGAAGAGGAUAUUUACGAUUGGUUUUAUCAACCUCACUGUUUAAUAUGUAAAAUUAAUUUGGAUAUUCAGCAACCAUUACUUUCAGCUUCGUUUGAGGCAGUCACCAAAGCGCCAAAAGCUUCCAACAAAAGCCAAGUCAAGGCAUGGGAGAACGAAAUUGUCCCAUGUGAGCAUACACUUUGUCUUAAUCCUCAAGCUGAUCAUAUUCCAGAUUUAAAGGACACAAAAUGUUUUGGCUGCGAUCUGAAAGAUAAUUUAUGGAUGUGUAUGCAUUGUGGAAUUUUGAGUUGCGGGCGCAAGCAAUAUGGAGGAGGUGGUGGUAAUGGCCACGCGAUUGAACACUUUAAAAACUCUAAGCAUGCUGUCUCUGUGAAACUGAAAAGCAUUACACCGGAUGGUCAUGCUGAUAUUUAUUGUUAUAGUUGCGACGAGGAAAGAAUUGACCCGUACAUCGAAGAUCACUUAGCAACUUUCCAAAUCGACAUGAAAAAACUGAAUAAGACUGAAAAGUCAUUGGCAGAAAUGCAGUUGGAACAAAAUUUAAAUUGGGAUUUUGGAACCUCUGAAGAAGAAUCGGGAGCUACUCGUUUAUUUGGACCAGGACUUACAGGAUUAAAAAAUUUGGGAAACAGUUGUUAUUUAGCUUCCACGAUGCAAGCUUUAUUUUCUAUCAAGGAAUUCGCUGACUUUGAACUGGAUAUGUUCAAUACAUGUAAUCCUAGGUGCGAUCAUCCGACAUCGAAUUUUCAAUGUCAACUUUCAAAAUUGGCUGAAGGGUUGUGCUCUGGUAAAUUUUCCAAGCCAAGCGGACUUGUACGCCAGACAACCGACUCUUCUCCUAUGCUUCCAUUCCAAGAUGGUUUACGACCUUACAUGUUUAAAGACGUUAUGGGCCAGGAUCACCCAGAAUUCGGUACAGCACAACAACAAGACGCCUAUGAAUUUUUAGUUUACCUCUUGAGUGUAAUCCGUAGAAACAGCAUUGGAAACCGCGAUAUAUCUACUCUUUUCGAUUUUGAUGUUGAACAAAAAUUACUUUGUCUUUCGUGUAAGCGUGCACGUUACUCAGUCUUUACUUCUCAAGGACUUACAAUUCCUGUGCCACGAAAGAAAAUAGGAGAAGAAAAUGGUGAAGGGGUUUACGAGGAAGUUACUCUUAAUGAAUGUUUGGAUUUGGCUGUUCAGCCUGAUAGUAUGGAAUAUACUUGUGAGGCCUGUAAGAGUAAGCAAGGGGCCACGACCUGUUUAUCCUUAAAAACAUUUCCGAAGGUCUUAGCUUUACAGCUAAAUCGCUUCGAUAUACAAGCUUUUCAAGUAAAAAAGUUGGGGAUCCCCGUAAAAGUCUCUGAAGAAGGACUAUACAAGUUAGACAAUCUCGUUGCGAAACCUCGACCUGAAGGUGAAGAAUUACUUCCUGAAGCCGCUCCAAUGAUCAACUGGAAUGAACAAGCUAUAGAGCAGCUUCAAGCUAUGGGUUUUCCAAUAGCUCGGUGUCAAAGAGCUAUGUUGGCCACGAACAAUGCUGAUGCCGAGACUGCUAUGAACUGGUUGUUUGAGCAUAUGGAGGACCCUACAAUUGAUAAUCCGAUAGACGUAUCUGAACUUCGACAGGCUAAAAGUGAUACUGUUCCCAAUGAUAAAGUUCAGUCUCUAUGUGAUUUUGGAUUCUCAGAAGCACAGGCUAAAAGAGCACUCACAGAAACAAAUAACGACGUUGAAAGAGCUGUUGAUUGGAUCCUAAAUCAUCCAGAUGAAAAGUUUGAUGAAACAGCCAGUGAAGCAGAAAAGUCAAUGGAAGUCGAAAAAGUGAAACACGAUACUGAUUCUUUGCCUGCAAACUACCAACUGAAAGCUAUCAUUAGUCAUAAGGGUGGUAGUGCACAUGCUGGUCAUUAUGUAGCGUUUAUUCGAAAAGAAAUUGAAGGUCAGUCUGUCUGGGUUCUCUUUAAUGAUGAGAAGAUUUUGAAGGCGUCAUCAUUAGAAGAAGCAAAGGCUACCGGGUAUGUCUACAUAUUAGAGCGGAUAGAUGACUAAAAACAUCAAGCGUCAAAAGGAAAGGAUUAGGUCCAGGACUAAAAGGUAUUAUUACUUGUCUUUAAUAUUAGGAGCUUCGUAACAAAAAAAUAAAUAUAUUUAUCGUCUGCCAUUGAAUA